Messenger RNA from Exophiala dermatitidis NIH/UT8656, 2031 nucleotides. Its product is annotated as ATP-citrate synthase subunit 1. Gene Ontology annotation, molecular function: ATP citrate synthase activity. The coding region runs from base 1 to 2031 and encodes 676 amino acids. The record is from RefSeq and is a predicted model, not a curated record. NCBI's taxonomy places the organism in Eukaryota, Fungi, Ascomycota, Eurotiomycetes, Chaetothyriales, Herpotrichiellaceae. Gene Ontology annotation, biological process: acetyl-CoA biosynthetic process; tricarboxylic acid cycle; fatty acid biosynthetic process. Gene Ontology annotation, cellular component: cytosol. The transcript has 5 exons.
AUGCCUUCUGCCACGCAGGCCCCGGCGCCUCUUUCCAAUGGAGUGCCCACGAUUGAUAUUCCAGAUGGCACGUCCACUCCUGGCUCAGACAACCUCAUCUCUGCCAACGACAACAUCCGCCGCUUUGAUCCUCCUUCCAGAGUAUUGAGCCCUACACAACAUGCGCUCUUCCACAAUAAGACAAGAUGCUUUGUCUAUGGCAUGCAGCCCAAGGCAGUUCAGGGCAUGCUCGACUUCGACUUCAUCUGCAAGCGUAAGACGCCUUCAGUUGCCGGAAUCAUCUACACUUUCGGCGGUCAGUUCGUCAGCAAGAUGUACUGGGGUACUAGCGAGACCCUUUUGCCUGUCUACCAAUCCGUCGAGAAAGCCUUCGAGAAGCACCCCGAUGUUGACACGGUCGUGAACUUUGCCUCGUCUCGAUCCGUUUAUAGCUCAACCAUGGAGUUGAUGAACUACCCCCAAGUCCGCUCGAUUGCCAUCAUUGCCGAGGGUGUCCCUGAACGACGCGCCAGAGAGAUCAUGGUCAAGUCGAAAGAGAAGGGCAUCACCAUCAUCGGUCCGGCCACGGUCGGAGGCAUCAAACCCGGUGCUUUCAAGAUUGGAAACACUGGUGGUAUGAUGGACAACAUUGUUGCUUCGAAGUUGUACCGUCCUGGUUCGGUCGGCUACGUCUCCAAAUCAGGCGGCAUGUCCAACGAGCUUAACAACAUUAUCUCUCAAAACACGGAUGGUGUCUAUGAGGGUAUUGCCAUUGGUGGUGACAGAUACCCUGGCACGUCUUUUAUCGAUCAUCUGCUCCGAUACCAGAACGAGCCUGGCUGCAAAAUCCUUGUGCUCUUGGGCGAGGUUGGUGGUGUCGAGGAAUACAGAGUCAUUGAGGCCGUGAAGAAAGGUCAGAUCACCAAGCCCAUCGUCGCGUGGGCCAUUGGAACCUGUGCGAGCAUGUUCAAGACUGAAGUACAAUUUGGUCACGCCGGUGCUUCGGCAAACUCCCAGCUUGAGACUGCCGUUGUCAAAAACCAGUCUAUGAGAGAGGCCGGCUUCUUCGUCCCAGACACGUUCGAAGAGAUGCCCCAACUCUUGGCUCAGGUUUACCAGAAGUUGGUAAAAGACGGCACGAUCACGCCUGCUCCCGAACCAUCCCCACCCAAAAUCCCCAUGGAUUAUGCCUGGGCUCAGGAACUGGGACUCAUCCGAAAACCCGCUGCUUUCAUCUCCACCAUCUCCGACGACAGAGGCCAGGAAUUGCUGUAUGCCGGUAUGCCGAUCUCAGAUGUCUUCAAAGAGGACAUUGGUAUUGGUGGUGUCAUGUCACUUCUGUGGUUCCGUCGCCGACUUCCUCCUUAUGCUAGCAAGUUUUUGGAGAUGGUUCUCAUGUUGACUGCCGACCACGGCCCGGCGGUCUCUGGUGCCAUGAACACCAUCAUCACCACCCGUGCUGGCAAGGACCUCAUUUCCUCGCUGGUGGCUGGUCUCCUGACCAUUGGUUCCCGGUUCGGUGGUGCGCUUGAUGGCGCCGCUGAGGAAUUCAGCAAGGCCUUUGACAAGGGCUGGUCGCCCCGAGAAUUCGUCGAUACCAUGAGAAAGGAGAACAAACUUAUCCCUGGUAUUGGUCACCGUAUCAAGUCCCGAAACAACCCCGAUCUUCGUGUAGAGCUUGUCAAGGAGUAUGUUUUGAAGAACUUCCCCUCACACAAAUUGCUCGACUAUGCUCUUGCCGUUGAGACGGUCACCACAUCCAAAAAGGACAACCUCAUCUUGAACGUUGACGGAGCUGUGGCCGUGUGCUUCGUUGAUCUCAUGAGAGGCUCUGGCGUGUUCUCUUCCGAGGAGGCCGAAGAUUACAUGAAGAUGGGUGUUCUCAACGGGCUCUUCGUGUUGGGACGGUCCAUCGGUCUCAUUGCUCACUACCUUGACCAGAAGCGUCUCCGGACUGGGCUGUACAGACAUCCUUGGGACGAUAUUACCUACCUCCUGCCAACUCUUGCCAAGGGCUCUGGCACCGAGGGGCGAGUUGAGGUUUCGGUGUAA